Molecule: messenger RNA, 2111 nt
Organism: Oncorhynchus kisutch (coho salmon)
Lineage: Eukaryota; Metazoa; Chordata; Actinopteri; Salmoniformes; Salmonidae
Gene: maoa
Product: monoamine oxidase
Exons: 15
Coding region: 68-1639 (523 amino acids)
Cellular component (GO): mitochondrion
Molecular function (GO): flavin adenine dinucleotide binding; primary methylamine oxidase activity
Source: RefSeq, a predicted model, not a curated record
AGCGAGGCGAGCGAAUCGCAGGCAGCGGACGUACAGAGAGAGAAAGAGAGACCGGCAAAACAACACCAUGACAGCACCGAACGCAUACGACGUUAUUGUGAUCGGCGGAGGAAUAUCAGGGCUGAGUGCAGCUAAGCUGCUGAAGGAGAAAGGGUUGAGUCCUGUGGUUCUGGAAGCUAGAGAUCGGGUUGGUGGACGGACCUUCACCGUACGGAAUGAGCAGACUAAGUAUGUUGACCUGGGUGGGGCCUACAUCGGGCCUACACAGAAUCGGAUCCUCCGAUUGGCUAAAGAGUACGGAGUCGAGACCUACAAAGUCAACGAGGAGGAGAGGCUGGUGCAUUAUGUAAAGGGAAAGUCCUACCCAUUCAGAGGCUCCUUCCCCCCCAUGUGGAAUCCAUUUGCCCUGAUGGACUACAACAACCUGUGGAGGAAGAUGGAUGAGAUGGGCAGCGAGAUCCCCAGAGAGGCUCCAUGGAGGGCUCCCCAUGCUGAGGAGUGGGACAAGAUGACCAUGAAGCAGCUCUUUGACAAGAUCUGCUGGACCAAUUCUGCGAGGCGGUUUGCCACUCUGUUUGUGAACGUGAACGUGACCUCUGAACCCCACGAGGUGUCGGCCCUGUGGUUCCUCUGGUACGUCAAGCAGUGUGGAGGGACCAUGAGGAUUUUCUCCACCACCAACGGAGGACAGGAGAGGAAGUUUGUGGGCGGUUCCAGCCAGAUCAGUGAGUGUAUGGCCAAGGAGCUGGGUGAGUGUGUCAAGAUGGAAUCUCCCGUCUACAGGAUCGACCAGACAGGGGACAUGGUCGAGGUUGAGACUCUCAACAAGGAAACAUACAGGGCCAAGUAUGUGAUUGUGGCGACCGCCCCUGGUCUGAACCUGAAGAUGCACUUUAACCCCGAGCUGCCCCCGCUCAGAAACCAACUGAUCCACAGGGUCCCCAUGGGCUCUGUCAUUAAGUGUAUGGUCUACUACAGAGAGAACUUCUGGAGGAAGAAAGGGUACUGUGGCACUAUGGUGAUCGAGGAGGAAGAGGCCCCCAUCAGCUUGACUCUGGAUGACACAAAGCCUGAUGGGACUGUGCCCGCCAUUAUGGGCUUCAUCCUGGCCCGCAAGUGCAGGAAGCUAUGUGAACUGACCAGAGAGGAGAGGAAGAAGAGGAUCUGUGAGAUCUACUCCAGAGUGCUGGGCUCAGAGGAAGCUCUGCAUCCUGUGCACUAUGAGGAGAAGAACUGGUGUGAGGAGGAGUAUUCUGGAGGCUGCUACACUGCUUACUUCCCCCCUGGUAUACUCACCCAGUACGGCAAGGUUAUCAGGAAGCCAGUAGGCAGGCUGUACUUUGCAGGCACAGAGACAGCUACUGAGUGGAGUGGCUACAUGGAAGGGGCUGUUCAGGCAGGGGAGAGGGCCGCCAGAGAGAUCAUGUGUAUGAUGGGCAGGAUUCCUCAGAAUCAGAUCUGGCAAACAGAGCCUGAAUCAAAGGAAGUCCCACCACUCCCAUUUGUUACCACCUUCUGGGAGCGGAACCUCCCGUCAGUGGGUGGGUUCAUCAACUUCCUGGGCGUAGCCUCUGUCCUGUCUGUUGCCACUACAGCAGGCCUUUUGGCCUAUAAGAAGGGGCUUCUCACCCGGAGCUAAACCUAAACCCCUCCCACUUUCCUCAUUCUUCUCUCCUGCAUCUCUACAGAGCAAUUCUCCAAUGGCACCCUAUUCCCUGUACAGUGCACUACUUUUGACCAGAACAAGAGUAUUGCACUACUUUUGAACACAUGUGGCUAUGGUUCUAAAGUAAUGCACUAUAUAGGGAACAGGGUGCCAUGUUAGAUGUAGCCACUGUGUGUUAUAGGCCUUGGUAAAGACUGUUUAACUCUGUCAUUCACUACUGUACCAUCGCCCCCAUCCAUUGUUCUAAAACUAGUGUAAACAGUCUCCCAACAGACCAUCUCUCAAGACCAACUCACAAUAAUGGUGUCUGUUCUGCUAAGAUUUGUGUCUUUGACACCUUAGAUUUGUGAUGGAAGAUGUGAGUGGAUAGAGAGAAAGAGUGUGUGUGUGAGAGAGAGAGGGGGAGUGAGAGAGAGGGGGGGGGAGUGAGAGAGAGAGAGAGAGA